Messenger RNA from Uranotaenia lowii, 2036 nucleotides. RefSeq lists its product as uncharacterized. Bases 1079 to 1660 code for a protein of 193 amino acids. Lineage: Eukaryota; Metazoa; Arthropoda; Insecta; Diptera; Culicidae. The record is from RefSeq and is a predicted model, not a curated record. The transcript is spliced from 3 exons.
UGGUGUAAAAUGUCAAAAAUCCCAAUCAGCCAUGCUGUGACAUUGUUUACAAAACAAGAAGGUAUCAAAGUGCAUCAAGCACGCAGGUAUCACCGGCUUUAGAUUAUUGAGCGACUGAAUAAUAUCGGUUCAGUGACACGGAAUCCGAGGAAAGUCUGUUCCUUCUGGCUCAGAAGCUGAGCAAACUCUAAUCAACGAUGAUCUCUUGCGGGUACGGCAUCUGGACGAAGUGUCGAGUUCGGCGAUAUCGGAUGCUUUGCGCUGAAGUUGUCGUCGAGGAUCUGCUAAAAGACUGAACGUGCGGCACUGGCCAACGAUGCCAGUCGGAGGGCGGUGAAGUUAAACCCAUUCAUGAGGCAAUCGUUGCCGAACUAUGCCAGCGUGGAGAGAAACCGGAUCCGACGGAAGUGUUUCAGCUUUCGAGCACCGAUAUAUUUGCCACUAGUCAGCCAACGGCCUUAAACUCGUCGGUGGUUUGGUUCGGAAAUGGAUGUGGCGGAGGUGGGGGAGGAGGAGUAGGAGGUGGUGGCAGUUUUAUUAUUAACCCGGACGUCGGAAUCGAGCUUCAACAGCAGCAGCAUCAACAGUUAAUUAGCGGUAGUCAUUUAUCUACUCCACUAGAUCAGAUUGGGGUCCCAUACAGAAUAUAAUCAAUACACCAAAUAAUGCUCCACAACAGCAACCUUAGCUCCAACAGAGUCAGAAUAUAUCUAGUAUAACAGAUGUUGAACAAACUCCAGGCAGUGGUGCAGGGGCGGAAGUGGGGACCCCUUUCCGGAAGCAACAGUUUAAGUAUCUAGCCACCAUGAGUCCUACCAUUCCUAGUUUCGAUGUUUUACCUAUAAUGCAUAGUCCAGUUUUAAGCAGUGACCAAUCGAAUUUGAUAAUGCCACCUUCGCCACAGCAGUUCUCGACUUUGGCCACCGGUUGUCAUCAGCCGCAACAACCUCCCGGUUCGUAAAUCCAACAACAGCUGAAUACGAUACAGCAACAGCAAAUCAUAGCCGAAAGUGAACAGCAGAAAAUUGCUCUCCUGUGCAGUAACUAAAAGUUGCGUGGCCACCACAAUUUAGGUACAAUGUGCAACAUAAUUAAAAGGAAAAUGGAUACUACGACAACAAUGAUGCUGCUGCAGCUACAAAAAACAAACACCAAACCGAUUGUGUUUAGUCAGACAGGCAGCCAGUUGAUGACGCUGCGAACAUCCAACACGACCGGCGGUGCCCUGCAGGCCCAUAAUGUACGGCGAAGUUCCAGGCUUUUUAGCAACAACAACUAUUCAGUGAAGGAGAACACCAAGAGUCCUCAACUGAAUUAUAAAUUCGUGGCAUCUCGAUCUCCGCCGCUUAAACCUAACAUAAGAAUUUGCAAGAAUCUAAACAGUAGUACGGCCAGCUUGCUGGAAAAUGUCCAUGAACGAAAGUCUUCAACCGGAAGCGAUGGAAAGGAGAAGAUCGAAACCAUCACUUCCAGUGAAACGUUAAGUGAAAAAGUUUUCAUCAACAACAGUGUCAACAGUGCCCAGAAAAUGGCACAGCACGGGCUGGCCAUGAAAAAAACAGAGCGCCGAUGGCUUGAUGACACUGCUGCGGGAACUCGGCCAGAACUAUCUUCGGUUACAGAGCUACGAGUGCGCAAAGGCUAUCGAACGCUUCAGUAACGUUCCAUCGCAUCACUACAACAGCAGUUGGGUUAAAAGUAUGAUCGCCCUGUCGCACCACGAGAUACGAGAUUAUGAAGCUGCCGUUAACAUUUUCCGGCUGAUUCAUGUUGAUAAAAUAAUAUAAAUCGUUCAACCAGUCUUUUUUAUAAACUUCCGUAAUUUUCAUCAAUAUUCAAAAAUAAAAAUAUUUCACAAAGUUUUGGUUUAUAUUUUUGUCAGUAUUUUAAUACAGAACCAGCAUUUUUGUCGAAUUGAAUAGAAUACAAUAAUGUUAAAAACCUAGGAUACCAUGACAUCGAGCAUGGUAUGUUUGGUCGUGUGAGGACCACCUUGUCGCUAAAGCGAAUUUCAUAGAUUCCCUUCGGGCCUGAGG